This is a messenger RNA of Funneliformis mosseae, 120 nucleotides long. Lineage: Eukaryota; Fungi; Glomeromycota; Glomeromycetes; Glomerales; Glomeraceae. The record is from the annotation of a GenBank genome assembly.
AUGAAUUCAGAAAAGUGGCAACCAGAUAUAUAUUUAGAAGAUAAGUCUUUUUCAGCCUCAUUUUUAGUGUCAAUUAGAAGGUCAGAAGCAGGAUUAAAUCUAGUCAGCAAUAUUGGAUAA